AUGGCGAUAUCAAAGACGCCUUACAGGAUGGCGCCAGCUGAGUUGGCAGAGCUGAAGAAGCAGAUAGAGGACCUUUUGUCUAAGGGGUUCAUUCGACCGAGUGUUUCACCGUGGGGAGCACCGGUGUUGUUUGUGAAGAAGAAGGAUGGCAGUUUCAGACUUUGUAUCGAUUACAGAGGUCUUAACCGAGUCACUGUGAAGAACAGGUACCCACUCCCGAGGAUUGAUGAGUUGUUGGAUCAGUUGAGGGGUGCUACUUGGUUCUCCAAGAUUGACUUGGCAUCGGGGUAUCAUCAGAUCCCGAUAGAUGAGGCAGAUGUCAGGAAGACUGCUUUCAGGACGCGUUAUGGGCAUUUUGAGUUUGUGGUUAUGCCUUUCGGUUUGACUAACGCGCCGGCAGCCUUCAUGAGAUUGAUGAACGACGAGGAGCAUGCGACUCACUUGAGGUUGGUUCUGGAGAAGCUUCGGGAGCAGAAGCUUUUUGCUAAGUUGAGCAAGUGCAGUUUCUGGCAGCGAGAGAUGGGAUUUCUUGGCCACAUUGUUUCUGCAGAGGGAGUUUCUGUGGAUCCGGCUAAGAUUGAGGCUAUCAGAGAUUGGCCUAGACCUAGUAGUGCCACCGAGAUCAGGAGUUUUCUGGGUUUGGCAGGAUACUACAGGAGGUUCGUCAAGGGGUUUGCUACCAUGGCGCAGCCGAUGACGAAGUUGACCGGGAAGGAUGUCCCGUUUGUUUGGUCAGCUGAGUGUGAGGAGAGCUUUAGUCAGCUCAAGGAGAUGUUGACUACUACACCAGUGUUGGCGUUACCCGAGCCAGGGAAGCCUUACAUGGUGUAUACAGAUGCUUCAGGCAUUGGUCUUGGUUGUGUGCUGAUGCAGGAGGGCAGAGUGAUAGCAUAUGCUUCGAGACAGUGGCAGGGCAGUGAGCGUAACCGUCCUACACAUGACUUAGAGUUGGGAGCAGUGAUCUUCGCGUUGAAGAUUUGGAGGUCUUACUUGCUAGGUGAGACAGUACAGGUCUUCACGGAUCACAAGAGUUUGCAGCAUAUCUUCACUCAGCCGAUGAUGAACGCGAGACAGACGCGCUGGGUUGAGUUCUUGGCGGACUAUCAGGUGAGCAUUAACUACCAUCCGGGCAAGGCUAACCUAGUGGCGGACGCGUUGAGUAGACGGAGGUAUGAUUCCGCAGUUGAGCGAGAUGUGGAGUCUCUAGUUGGCGAGAUCAGUACCUUGCGUUUGUGUGCCAUUUCGCAGGAGCCUUUGGGUUUAGAGGCAGUGGAUCAGGCGGAUCUACUUAGCAGGAUCAGAGUUGCUCAGCAGAGUGAUCAGAGUUUGCUAGAUGCGACGAGAGUGACUGGUUCUGAGUAUGAGGUCUCUGCGAAUGGGACUAUCUUGGUUCGUGGGCGAGUUUGUGUGCCUAAGGAUGUGGAGUUGAGACAUCAGAUUUUGGGAGAGGCUCACGCGAGCAAGUUUUCCAUUCAUCCGGGAGCGACCAAGAUGUACCAUGACCUCAAGAGGUACUAUCAUUGGGUCGGGAUGAAGAGGGAUGUAGCAGACUGGGUUGCGAAGUGCAACACUUGUGCCUUGGUGAAGGCAGAGCAUCAGGUUCCGGGUGGUCUUUUGCAGAGUUUACCCAUUCCAGAGUGGAAGUGGGACAGGAUUACGAUGGAUUUCGUGGUUGGACUACCUGUUUCGAGGACUUUCGAUGCUAUCUGGGUGAUUGUGGAUCGGUUGACUAAGUCCGCACAUUUCUUGGCCAUCAAGAAGACAGAUGGAGCUGCUGUCUUGGCUAGGAAGUUUGUGCGAGAGAUUGUGAGGCUGCAUGGAGUGCCAGCUAGUAUUGUGUCAGACCGUGAUCCCAGAUUCACUUCAGAGUUUUGGAGGGCGUUUCAGGCAGAGAUGGGCACUAAGGUGCAUUUGAGUACAGCUUAUCAUCCGCAGACAGAUGGUCAGUCAGAGAGGACUAUUCAGACUUUGGAGGAUUUGCUGAGGAUGUGUGUGUUGGAUUGGGGUGGCCAUUGGGCAGAUCACCUGAGCUUAGACACCCCUAUGCUGGACCCAAGUGGGGGAGCGCAGCAUGUAUGGAGCUACUUAUGUUCAGGAGACGACAGAGAAGGUCGUGUUGUGAGGCUGAACAUGAAGGAGGCUCAGGAUAGGCAGAAGAGUUAUGCAGAUAGACGCAGACGAGAGCUUGAGUUUCAGGUUGGAGAUAGAGUUUAUCUCAAGAUGGCUAUGUUGAGGGGUCCUAACAGAUCCAUAGCAGAGAACAAGCUGAGUCCGCGUUUUAUGGGUCCGUUUCCAGUAGUGGAGCGAGUUGGGCCAUUGGCUUACAGGCUGGAGUUGCCUGAGAUUAUGAAAGCCUUUCACAAGGUUUUUCAUGUGUCGAUGCUGAGGAAGUGUCUUCACCCUACAGAGGAGUUAGUGGCUAGGAUUCCAGAGGAUCUUCAGCCAGAUUUGACAGUGCCGGCAGUGCCUGUGAGGAUUUUAGAGAGGAGGGAAAAGGUUCUGAGGAACAAGAGGAUUCCCUUACUGAGGAUUUUGUGGGAUUGCAGUGGUUCUACAGAGGAGACUUGGGAGCCAGAGGCAAAGAUGAAGUUGAAGUUCAGGAAGUGGUUCGACAAGCAGGUCGAGGAGUGA
Messenger RNA from Microthlaspi erraticum, 2631 nucleotides. Lineage: Eukaryota; Viridiplantae; Streptophyta; Magnoliopsida; Brassicales; Brassicaceae. The record is from the annotation of a GenBank genome assembly.